Molecule: messenger RNA, 180 nt
Organism: Suillus subaureus
Lineage: Eukaryota; Fungi; Basidiomycota; Agaricomycetes; Boletales; Suillaceae
Exons: 1
Source: RefSeq, a predicted model, not a curated record
AAAGCUCCAUCACCACACUGUCCACACUGUCUGAACAUGAAUGAAACCAUGUCACAUCUCCUCCUUGACUGCCCAUCAUAUUGCUGUGACCGUCAUGCUCUAGUUGUAACACUUGGACAAAAAGCCACCUCCCUACCCUUCCUCCUAUCCAGUCCUCUAGCCACCCAACCCCUCAUUUGA